AUGUGUCAGUCUUCCCCUGGAUGUCCACCAACCCCCCGGAUCCCAGCCUCGUUCCAGCAUUAUGCUGCCAUCAGCGACCUGACGCUGCCUAAAGCCCUGCAGUUGGAGCUGAAGGGAGACAUCGAGGAUUGCCUCAUCGACAUCGUGAAAUGCGCCUGGAACACACCGGCUUUCUUUGCUGAGAAACUCAAUCGGGCCAUGAAGGGCCACGGUACGAGGGAUCAGACUCUGAUCCGGAUCCUGGUGAGCCGCUCCGAGGUCGACCUGCAGAAGGUCGUAGAGGAGUACCGGGCAAUGUUUGACAGAACCCUCCAUGAGGACAUCGUGAACGACACCAAAGGACAUUAUCAGAAAGUCCUGCUGGCUUUGUGCGGACCGUACUGAAAACCUGAAGACCUGAAAACCUGAAAUCCUGAAGACCUGAAGAUCUGAAAACCUGAAAACCUGAAGACCUGAAGACCUGAAAACCUGAAAACCUGAAG
Messenger RNA from Poeciliopsis prolifica (blackstripe livebearer), 482 nucleotides. RefSeq names its product annexin A1-like. The record is from RefSeq and is a predicted model, not a curated record. Gene Ontology annotation, biological process: endocrine pancreas development; positive regulation of wound healing; granulocyte chemotaxis. Gene Ontology annotation, molecular function: calcium-dependent phospholipid binding; cadherin binding involved in cell-cell adhesion; calcium ion binding. Bases 1 to 384 code for a protein of 127 amino acids. The transcript is spliced from 5 exons. Gene Ontology annotation, cellular component: cytoplasm; plasma membrane. NCBI's taxonomy places the organism in Eukaryota, Metazoa, Chordata, Actinopteri, Cyprinodontiformes, Poeciliidae.